CUUUGUUUUGGGCAACAUGGACGAGGCCGAGAUCGAGUCGCUCGAGGUCAUGGCGGGGUUCCUGUCGGGACUGCACGAGACCAACUCCCUUCUGAAUUCAUUGAACAAGCAAGUCCUAGCGCUGUCCCAGGAACUCGCCACCGCCGAGCGCAACCUGAGCGCGUUGUCCAUUCCGUUCCGAUCGACUAUGUACGAGAUCGCCAUGCGUGAGGAAAAAUCCGUCCGGCCAGCAUUCACCACAAACUCACCGAGGUUUCCAGUGACAUCAUAGAGGAACACCCUGGAUGCAAAGCUGUAAGAAUCGAGCGUUCGAACACUA
Molecule: messenger RNA, 319 nt
Organism: Aphanomyces invadans
Lineage: Eukaryota; Oomycota; Saprolegniomycetes; Saprolegniales; Verrucalvaceae
Exons: 4
Coding region: 17-271 (84 amino acids)
Source: RefSeq, a predicted model, not a curated record